Messenger RNA from Fusarium sp. VM40, 3006 nucleotides. The record is from the annotation of a GenBank genome assembly. NCBI's taxonomy places the organism in Eukaryota, Fungi, Ascomycota, Sordariomycetes, Hypocreales, Nectriaceae.
AUGUCUGGAAAAGAAACCGAUGCUGAGCAUGAGCAUGAGCGUCACGAGGAGUUUGAUGAAGUUCAUGCACACUUCAUCGGCCCCAAGGGCGCUAAUCUCCCUGACUUCAGAGCCAACAUCAACACCAUUCUUGAUGAGCUCCUCGUCGCCAGACAAAGCUAUCAACCAGACGAUCAAGCUUUCAUCUCCAAGAAAUACCGUCGUUCACCGGUUUUUCUGAAAGCCAGAUCUGAUCUCCGACUGGCUACCGAAAAGGUCGCACAGCUUCUUGGCGAACAUUCGGCACCUUUUUGGUCACCCCGCUAUGAGGCGCACAUGUGCACUGAUUUGACCAUGUCAUCCCUGCUCGGGUACUUCAUGACUAUGUUGUACAACCCAAACAACGUCGCUCUCGAGGCUAGUCCUAUGACAACCCUAAUUGAGCUUCGGGUUGGGCAGCAGUUGUGUAAACUGUUCGGGUACAACACUGAUACGCAGAAAUCUCCAGUUUCUUGGGGCCAUAUCACUUGCGACGGUACUAUUGCGAACCUUGAAUCCAUCUGGGUUGCACGGAACCUCAAGUUCUACCCUCUGAGUCUCUGCCUUGCGCUACGACGUGGAAAGCUCCAGUUUAUCUCAGAGAAAUUCUAUGCUAGUUCUUGCUUCCAUGCAUCUAAGCAGACUCUUUUCAAGGAUCUUAAAGGAUGGGAUCUUCUCAACCUUCGCUCCGAUGUCAUUCUUGACCUUCCAAAUGAGCUGAACAAGCAAUUCGGUAUUACAAGCAAGUUCCUUGAGAGUGCCCUAAAUGAAUUCAAUAUUCAGACAAUUGGAAAGGAAGUACUUGAGAGGGAAUUUAAUGUCAAGGAACCGAUCAAGUAUUUUGUCAGCAAGACUCGCCAUUAUUCCUGGCCGAAGGGAACUGCAAUUGCUGGGCUGGGCUCGGGAAAUAUGAUUGGAGUAGAUGUCAACAACGCCGCCCAGAUCGACAUCAAGAAGCUAGAAAAGCAUCUAGAGGACUGCGUCAAGACCGAAACCCCAGUCUUUGCGGUAGUCGCCAUCAUUGGAUCCACUGAGGAGGGUGCAGUCGAUAGACUCACAGAAAUACUCCGCCUUCGCAAGAAGUUCCAAGAAGAACAUGGCUUGUCGUUCCUCGUCCAUGCUGAUGCUGCGUGGGGAGGUUAUUUUGCCACGAUGAUCAACCCUGACAGACGCUACAGUGUUGAGGACCAGCAUUCAGAGAAGCCAGAGCCCGAGUGGUACUUGGACCCCAAGACAGUUGAAGAUAUCAAGGCUAUGGCUGAUGCAGACUCUAUCACUGUGGAUCCUCACAAAGCUGGUUACAUCCCGUAUCCUGCUGGAAGUCUGGUGUACCGUGAUGGAAGGAUGAGACACUUAGUCACGUGGUCAGGUCCUUACCUCUCCCAAGGUUCGGCAGAGAACAUUGGCGUCUAUGGAGUUGAGGGCAGUAAACCAGGCGCCUCAGCCAUGUCAGCGUGGUUCUCCAACCAAACUAUCGGUCUCAACCACCAAGGAUAUGGCAAGUUGCUCGGCGAGGCAACCUUCACAAGCGCCAGGCUCUCUGCUCACUAUGCAACCAUGAUCAACGAUGACUUCAUCUGCGUCCCAUUCAACAUGUUAGCCGCCGAGAACAACGGCAGCAGAGCCUUCCUCUCCAAACCAGUCGAGAAGCAGCGAGACAAGAUUCGCGAUCUCAUCAUCGGCAAACAUGACUGCGACGUCUUUGCUUCCAAAGAUGCCAUGAAUAUUAUUCGUGAUCUUGGCUCUGACACCAACAUCAACUGCUUCGCUCUCAACUGGAAGGAUGAGGAAGGAAACUUGAACACCGAUUUGGAAGAGGCCAAUUACCUCAUGAAGAGAGUAGUCGACAAGCUCUCAAUCACCUCUGCUGAUACUGAUCCUUCUCAAAUCCCCAUCUUCUUGACUUCAACCUCAUUUCUGCAAGAGGACUAUGGUGCCUGUGCCCAUAAGUUUAUGGAGAGAAUGGGCGUUGAAAAGUCCGACCAAAGUCUUUUCGUCAUUCGAAACGUGGUUAUGAGUCCAUUCCCCACUCGCAAGGGCUUUAUCGACACAUUGAUGAAAGACUUAGAGGGCGUCAUUCGCAAGGAAGUUCAGGCUUGUCGAAAGAGAAACAAGCCCGGUAAGAACAAGGUCCAGUUCCUUGUCCAAGGCUCGCCCGGCUCGUCCGAGGUGUUCCUCUCCUUCAUGCCUUCAUUCCACAAGGCCACCAAACGACAGCAGAUCGUCCUCUCAGCGACCCUGGAUACUACCUUGCGAGACUUUCACAAGGAGCUUACAGGUGGCAGCCAGGAUAGCACUGUCAUGCUUGAGUCCGAUGAGAAGGUGUUCAUUGAGGAGAUUUUGAAGGAUCUUGGCCGCAUGGAUGUCAUCAUGUACGAGAAGGGUACCAAGAAAUACCACCAGAGGGACGGAUCCGUCACCCUAAACUCAGUCGUCAAGAGCCGACCGCUCAACUCAAUGCACCGCGAGCUUGAGUAUCCCGGAGAGUUCAUGCCUUUCUACUUGUACGGUAACGAGCAAGAGAUCCAUUGCUCCCACAUGCUGGUAGCGGCGCCCAAUAUUGCUCUCGCCGCCAACAACGUCACAUUCAAACCAGACCUGUCAUCUGAGAUUAACACGCGCCAGUCAGUCUCUGAACUUCUCGCAGAGGGUCUCAUUCUGGGACUCUCUGAGAGACCUGAAGCUUCCAUGCAGCCUUUGGCAGAGAAGAACCAAGAGUUGGCCGAAGAGUUCUUUUGGCGCCAGAACCAACCAUUCAAGGUAAAAGUUUGGAAAGAUCCCAAGGCUGCUGAUGCGCAUGGUCCGGAACUGCUGAAGGAUCUGGGAAAGCCCUUGUAUGAAGGAGAGAUGAUACUGGGUGAGAAUGUCUUUGUGGAUGCUGAGGGUCUGAACGAAGAUAAGCAGAAAGAAAUAAAGGUUGAAGAGGACUCCUGGCAGAGGAAGUUGGAUGAGGUUGGAAGGAUUCUGGAUGGAACACAUACUCACUAA